Molecule: messenger RNA, 1671 nt
Organism: Adineta steineri
Lineage: Eukaryota; Metazoa; Rotifera; Eurotatoria; Adinetida; Adinetidae
Source: the annotation of a GenBank genome assembly
AUGUAUGUAGAGGAAACUGGAUACUAUGCUCUAAGUAGCGAUAGCAGUAUGGAUACAUUUGGUGAUAUUUAUGAAGAUGAUUUUAACCCAAUGAAUCCUUUUGAGAAUCUACUCUCACAGGACUAUCGAAGCUGUAGUUAUGAAGAUUUCAAGUUCAUCGUUUAUCUUCACACUGGCACUAAAUAUAUAUUAGUGGUGACAACAUCUUCUCCAAAUAUAACAGGAAACUUUUCCAUUCUAACAUCUGGCUCAAAGAACAUCACUCUUAAUCCUUACACUCAUGUUUUGACCAAUUGUUUCAUCGGCCAAAAAUGUCAGUUCUACAAGAAAAGCAUUGGUAUCAUUCUCGAUGAUAUUUUACGUGAUGAAAUUCAACCGAAUAUGACAAUGACUGAUCAAACAAUAUUGGUGAAAAUCAAUGCUGCUCUAAUAAUGAUUAUGUUUGUUGGAGGUUUAAUUAAUAGUAUUUUGUCUAUAAUAACAUUUCAAAGUAAAGAUCUUCGGCAAGUUGGAUGUGGCAUCUAUCUCUUAGCAUCAUCAAUUACUUCUUUUCUUACAAUCAGCAUGUUAACAGUGAAGUUUUGGUUUGUUGUUCUCACUCAAAUGAAUCUAUCGAUUCGUGUUUCUGUUCUUCGAGAUGGUUGUGUAUCGAUUGAACCAUUUCUCAAGCUUUGUUUCUAUGUAGAUGCUUGGCUCAAUGCUUGUGUGGCUGUUGAAAGAGCAAUUCUCGUUUUCAAAGGAAUCAAAUUCAAUAAACAAAACAGUCAACGUAUUGCUCGAUGGAUAAUUCUUAUCUUACCAUUCUCUUGUUUAGCUCAAACUCAAUGUCUUGCAGCUAGUUUUCAUGAAUCGACUUUGACAUGUGAAUUAUUUGCAAAUGUAUCGAAUCUAACUGAGAACAUGCUUCCUGAUGCGGAUAUUACUACAAUGAUUGUCCAAUAUAAAACACGAAUACCACAAGUUUUUGAGUCUGAAGCCACAACAAUACAGACAAGUACAGCAGCAAUGUCGACUAUCAGUGCUUGUAUCAACAUGACAACACCAGCGGGACGAGCUCCAACUAUUGGAUGGGAUUUUGAAGGAAAUUUAAAUGAUCGUUUUCUCAUUUAUAACGGUACAGAUGGAAAUAAAUCAACAUAUGCAUUAGGACGAACUAGUUGUAGGAAGUGUCUAAAUCUCACAAGUUCGCUGAACCAAUCAGUUUAUAUUAAUGCUACACCAUAUAUUGACUUACGUUAUAUUUCUUUCUCAGUAGAAACUUGGAUUAAACCAACGAUUGUUACUGAUGGUAUCGAACAUGUCAUUUUUGGCCAAUGUGGAUCACUAGCCGGGUAUUCAUGUAUGCGUGUUUCGAUCGGUAAUCCUGGUUCCAUGACCUUUCUAUUUCGUAGUGAUACCCAGACAGGUUUACACAAUGUAUCAAUCAAUGUCUGGUCACAUUUAGCUUACGUUUAUAAUAAGACAGCAGGAACAAUGUCACUCUACUUGAAUGGAACUCUCGACACGUCCGGUGGUAGUCAUGGACCGUACUAUGGAUCACCCACUUUUUUCCAAAUUGGAAAUAUUGAUAUGAUUGGCAGCAUUUACUAUGAUGGGUGUAUUGAUGACAUAUUUUUUUAUCCUUUUGCUCGUACUGCUAGUGAAAUAGCAGCUACUUUUGCAUUGGGAUAA